AUGAGUAUCCGGACUCCACCCACACUCCUGCGGCUGGCAGGAGAGCGCCUGCUGAGGGACCAGGCCUCAGUCAUCACAGCUCUGGAGUACCUGCCCGCAGAGCUCUUCCCGCAGUUCUUCAUUCAGGCCUACCGUAGGAGAAUUCGGGAGCCCCUGCAGGCGAUGGUGCAUGCCUGGCCCUUCACUGUCCUCCCUCUGGGCUGCCUAUCACAGCUGUCACUGGACCAGGUCUUAAAAGCUGUGUUGGAUGGGCUGGAUGUUCUGCUUGCCCAGGAGGUUCGCCCCAGGAGCUGGAAACUGCGGGUGCUGGAUUUAAGGAACACGUGUGCUGACUUCUGGAGAAUGUGGUGUGGAGACAGCACCCGGAAUUGCUCACCUGCGGGACCAGUGGCUGUGCACAGCUCCAGCCCCAACACUGAGCACCCCUUGGAGGUGUUCCUAGACCUUAACUUCAAUGAAAGGGAUGGGGAUGAGUUUCUCAAGUUCAUCAUCCAAUGGGCCCAGCAGAGGGAAGGGUUGGUACACCUGUGCUGCAAGACGCUGAGGAUUUCUGAGGUGCCCUUCCAGAGGGUCGGGAAGGUCCUGGAUGGGGUGCAGCUGGACUGCAUCCAGGAGGUGGAAGUGAACUACACGUGGGACCUGCCCACCCUGGGGACGUUUGCUCUUUACCUGGCGCUGACGCAUUCAGACCUGACACGCCUGUUCCAGUGCCCGAACCUCAGGCAGCUGAAGUCCCUGCAUCUAUUUGGCCUCAGCCUAGCGGAUUUUAGUCCCGAGCCCCUCCGAGCUCUGCUGGAGGCAGUGGCACCCACCCUCCAGGACCUGGGCCUGGAUAACUGUGCGAUGGUGGACUCUCAAGUCGAGGCCAUCCUGCCUGUCCUGAGCCGCUGUCACCAGCUCAGGGACUUCACCAUCCCUGAGAACCCCCUCUCCGUGGCCACCGUGGAGAAGCUGCUGCGUCACACAGCCGGGCUGCGCAGUUUAGAGCUCGAGUUGUACCCCGUCCCCCUGGAGUGUUACAGGAUCCAAGGGACUGUCAACAAGGAGAGACUUGCCCUGAUCCGGGCUGAGCUCACGGGGAUACUGAGGGAGUUAGGACAGCCCAGGACCAUCUUUCUUGGCACCAAGUACUGUCACAAAUGUGGCAAAAGUAAAGUUUAUGAGGUGGAGUUUUCAUGA
Myotis lucifugus (little brown bat) is the source of this 1179-nucleotide messenger RNA. RefSeq names its product PRAME family member 14-like. Lineage: Eukaryota; Metazoa; Chordata; Mammalia; Chiroptera; Vespertilionidae. Gene Ontology annotation, cellular component: cytoplasm. Bases 1 to 1179 code for a protein of 392 amino acids. The record is from RefSeq and is a predicted model, not a curated record. The transcript has 2 exons.